This is a messenger RNA of Aspergillus puulaauensis, 2124 nucleotides long. Its product is annotated as putative salicylate hydroxylase. Bases 1 to 2124 code for a protein of 707 amino acids. The record is from RefSeq and is a predicted model, not a curated record. Gene Ontology annotation, molecular function: lyase activity; monooxygenase activity; FAD binding. Lineage: Eukaryota; Fungi; Ascomycota; Eurotiomycetes; Eurotiales; Aspergillaceae. The transcript has 4 exons.
AUGACGACCACCAACACACCACAACCCCUCAAAAUCCUAAUCGUCGGCGGCGGCAUCGGCGGCCUAACAGCCGCGCUCGCCCUACGCAGCCAAGGCCACGACGUGCAGAUAUUUGAGCAAUCGCGUCUCGCCACAGAGACAGGCGCGGCGCUGCACCUGGCGCCGAACGCAAAUGGGAUUCUGAAGAGGUUUGGCAUCUUCGCAGAAGAGUUUGGGGCGAAUUUGAUGGAGAGGUUGACGGAGUACUCGGCUGCCGGUGUCCUCGAGCGCAGCUUUGAUCUCACGCAGCAGAAUAAGAGGUGGCAGCAUCAAUGGCUCCUCGCCCACCGAAUUGACCUACACAACCAACUCAAAACCGCCGUAACAAGUCCCAGCUCCAGCCCCAGCCCCAGUGUCAGGCCCGCAAUCCCCUUACACACGGGCAGCCGAAUCGUCCUCGUCGAUCCCACCUCCGCAAGCAUAAUGCUAGACAACGGCACAAAAUACGCGGGCGACCUCGUCCUCGGCGCCGACGGGGUCCACUCCGUAACGCGCUCCGCAAUCCCAGGCGGGAAUUUGAAAGCGUCGUGCUGCGGGAAGAGCGCAUUCCGGUUCCUUGUUCCUACAAGUGCGGCACUUGCGGAUCCUGAGACGGCGAAGUUCGUGCAGCAUACCGGGGAGCUGUGUAUCUGGUAUGGCGCCGAUAGGCGGGUCGUGAUGUAUCCCACGUCUGGGAAUACGGUGCUGAAUUUCGUUGCGAUUCAUCCGGCGGUGGAGUCGGAGGGUGAGGCGGAUGAGAGUUGGGAUGGGAAGGGGGAUACAAGUAUAAAUAUGGCGAAGAUGAUCCAGAUCUAUAAUGGGUUUGAUCCGGCUGUGCUGAAGUUACUGGCCAAGGCGGAUCCCGAGACGGUUAAGGUGUGGAAGUUAUUGGACAUGCAGGAGGUUCCGGCGUGGCAUCAUGAGCGUCUCGCUGUUCUGGGAGAUGCUGCUCAUCCUUUCCUCCCGCAUCAAGGGCAGGGAGCUGGUGUUGCGAUUGAGGACGCGGCAGCUUUAGCUGUUGUUCUCUCCCCGGGGACACCAGCAGAAGAGGUUCCAGAGCGGCUGAAACUAUACGAUGAGAUACGCCAUGAAAGAGCGACUCGGAUCCAGGAGUACUCGCGACUAAUUGGCCGAGAUCGCUCUGAUGGUAAAGCACCAGAUAUGUACGGCUUUGCAGACUACAACUUCGGCCACGACGAAUGGGACAACUCAACCCAGAAGCUGCGCGAAUGGAACUGGGCGCGCAUCCCCAGUCCAGGCCCCUACUGGCGCAUGCCCAUCGCAUUCGGACCCAUGCCAGGCCCCCGGCAAACAAAUCUCGGCCUGCCGCGCGACGGAUCAAAGUCAACCUUCACGACGGCGUCGAUCAAAUUCAAGACCUCGCGCACAGUCCUGCAGAAUCUGUUCCCGCCAGGCCGGAGCGGGUGGCGGUUUAGUUCUGCGGAUACAGUGGCAUACGCGUCGUUCUCGCAGACGACGCUGGAUAGGAUGGAGUGGUUGGGCGGGUCUGGGUAUAGCCAUCUGGGCCUGUAUGUGCACGGGGUGGAGUAUGUCAAGAAGGACGGCGGUGUAGUGAAAGGCUCAUAUCUGCCUAUUUUGUUUGAGUCCCUGACUGAUCCGAUUGUCUCUGGGCGUGAGGAACUGGGUAUGCCGAAGCUGUAUACCAGCAUUGAUAUCUACCGUCGGAGUACGUCGUACCGGGUGCGCACUGGAUGGAAGGGUGCGCUAUGGGGAGACUUUCUCCUCGAGGGUCUAAAAGAGGUUGAUCCGUCGACUACGGCUGGGGGAAUCAGCGGGGAGGCAGACGCGGGGAUCCUUGCGUAUAAGUAUAUCCCGAAGAGUGGGAGGGAGAAUAAGAAUGUUGCUGCGGAGGAACAUGCUGUCUUUGAUCCGUUCUCUGAGGCAGUUCCCAAGCCUCGUCCGCAGAAAGUGUAUGUUGCAGAGAGAGCGAGAUUUCAGAUUGAUGGACUGGAUUGGGAGCAGCUGCCGACGCUGCAUCAUGUUAUUGAGAGGCUGGCUGAGGUGCCUGUGUAUGAAAUUGUCGGAGCCAAGGUGGUUGAGGGAGAGGGCGUGCCUGAUGUGUCUGGGGCGAGGCCGAUUGAGUAG